GUAACUGCCUCGGUCGGUCAUGGUCUAUACUGGCAGAUAGAUCCUCUCUUCUACAAAUAGUGUUUAUUCUUUUCAACUCAAACACACACACACACACACGCUGUUCUGUGUUCACUUGGUCCCCCCCCCCCCUUUUUUUCUCUCCUCUGUUUCAUUCUACACCAACCAUAAUGAUUUUUGUUGUAACAAAUAGUGGUGCAGUUCUACACUGGAGACAAAACAACAGUUCUGCAAAGUUCACAGGAUUAAAUAAACGAAGUAUCAUUGUCUAGCUAGUGAUCUACUAGACGGGAUGUUUUAAAUUCAUUUUAUUCAAUGAGUCUCAUACCUUUUUUUUUUUAAUUUCUGCUUCGCUAACAUAUAAAAGUGAUUUGAGCUGUGCCAUGUAGGUGUCCUACUAUACGUGUUGGUGUAGGCCGAUACUACGCGGUGUUACCUACAUUUAGUGGAUCUAUGUGCGUAUCUUAAAGACGGUUAUAUUGGGAAAGAGAAAUAAAAGCAAUGUGACAAUAUACUUCUUAUAACGUGUGGAUUUAUUAACGAAAUAUCAAAAGUGUGUUUGUGUGAUAUGUCGGACGCCGAAACCGAAUAAUACACAUCAUUUAAAUCUAGUUGUUUGUUUGUUUUUAAUGUGGUGAUCGUUCACAGGAAUAUAGAAGAGUGUGUUUUUUUCCCUAUUAAAGCCGGUUCUCCAUUGGGUAUUUGUUUCCCCCUUCUUGGUGAUGCUCAUAUGUGCAUGGCAUUGUGUCCUGAAGAUCUGGUGGUGGAAGUUGUCGUUCGAAUGUCGCUAGUUAGAAUCCAAUCUAUCCAGCGCGACACUCCGUAGUCCUACCCGCACCGCUGGAUUACUACUGGAUAUCUUGCGGCUAUAAGUGGAGAGAUCGCCAGUUAAAGAAGUCCUUAUUCGAACACAGAAAAGGGACCAACUUGUUCUGUCUCGGACUAUUUAUUGCAAAGGAUACUACCCUGAAAAGAAAAUCUAAGAAAGUCACAACCGAAGGACAAUGGUUUUGCCUGCGCUAAUUUUGGCAAAAUAUGUAGGUCGCAGCUGGGGCAACGUAGCCAUGGGAUAUACUGCAUACCUCAUUAAUCUUCGGACUCGAAGACAAGCCUUAUUGUGAUACUAGCCUAUUGAUACUGUCUCUUCAAAAUGGACGUCCAAAAAGUCUUCUCUUUAUUCUCCGUCUUGACCAGCACGACUGACUUGAGUACUCAGCAGAAGUGUGACGUCGUAAGUUGGAACACGUGGUCCGGUCGCUAGUACAGUGGUAAUAACGUCACUUAAGGAGGGCUCAUCAUGUGACACUGUGAUGAAGAGUUCCUUCAUUUAUUGACCCUAGAGCCAAAGAGAUGUGAAAAAAAAUUUGUUCAUUCAGAAAUUUUGGAUAUAAAAUUAGUGUGUGGAUUAUACAUUCUAAUCAUCGUUAUUCUUGCAGUUUUUGUGUGUCUGUGUUUUUUCAUGUGUUUAUUUUUUAGAUAGAUAAAGAAUGUGCUGUGUUUUUAGUUCUACAUUUUGUUCAUUCCUUUAUUUCCACAUUGACUUCGCUUGCGGAUUUUAUCGUUUGUACCAAGCUAGUGUCCCUGCGGGCGUCGCGCUGCCUCUCAGCGAGACGACGACUACUGCGGUAGUCCAACCCACCCGCUGACCUGUCUGACCUUGACAGUCAUGCUGGUACGGUGGACGAGUCAGGAUACUGUACUCGUGGCGUUGUUGCUUGCAAUUCUGAUGACAGUACACUCCUCAGCCAAGUCCAAAGACAGGACGGAUUCUCAAGCCGUUGCUCGACACGCCACGAAGUCGCCAGCUGCUCUUCUCGACGACAUUCCUGGAAACAGCAGCUCAGUUUCUACGCCCUCCCCCAAGCACUUUGCUCAGGCGCCCUCCAGAAAGCAUCGCACUAAAGUUCACCGCAACGGUGACGCGAUGGUCGCGCUGGCAACGGCACCUACCAUGGUCAAUGGUACUUCUCAGACCGCAAGGACACACCACGAACCAUUCAGGGAUGGGAUCUAUGUGGAAAAAAAUACUAAAAAUCGUGGAUCUAGAAAGAAAUGGCACGCUGAGAUCCAAGUAGGGUGUCGAGAGCUCCAGGCUCGGCGCUACAUCACCGAUGGCUUCUGCACAUCUACCAAAGCUAUCAAUGAAGUAGUCUGUACUGGUUACUGUUUACCUGAGCAAAACUUACCUUGGUAUGCUGAGUUUGUGAAAACCAUCGCCAGGUCAAAGCUGAAAGAAUGGCAGUGCGUUGAGGACAAAGUGGAAAAACGCUCCAUCAGCUUGCUGUGCCAGGACGCCUCCGUCAGGAAGUACGUCAUCAAAGUCGUCAGGAGCUGCAAGUGCAAGAAAAUGAAAAAGAGGCACAAUAAGACAUAUGUAGAUCUUCCGGGACAGAAGAAAACGCGACGGAAGGAAGCGAGCACAAACGUCAACACGAAAAGAACAUGAAACAGACAUUAAUGUGAGACAAAAUAACAAGAGGAAGAAACGAAGGAAAUAACUAUCUGUAGAUUUGAGACCUUGUGUGUCUGUGUUUACUUAGAAACUUUCACUGCAAUGACUAAAGAAUACAUCGCAGUCUAAAGAUGCAGUGUUUAGUUUGGCUCGGAUUUCGCAUGUAAAUAUUAUACAUACGCUGUUUUUUGUUUAAAUGUGAGCAAGAGUGUGGUUCAUUAAUCUACUCCAUACAAGUAAGAAGGGAAAGGAUAUCAUUUCUAGAUAACAAAAGCAAUGAAAAGAUGAAAAGAAAAUAUAGGCAUUGGGAUGGCCACACUAUCAGUUUCAGUCUUCUCACAAAAAAGAAGAGCUAAAUUGUCCGUAAAAUGUGAUGAGCUUAUUGAUAAAUGUUCUUAAGCUCUUCUAUAGGCUCUUCAUCUUCGUACAUGUUGCCUCCAUUGUGUAUUGUCCUUCUGCCUCAAUAAUUGGUGCCUCGCCCUUCUGCCUCAAUAAUGCCUCGAUGGUGCCUCGCCCUUCUGCCUCAAUAAUUGGUGCCUCGCCCUUCUGCCUCAAUAAUGCCUCGAUGGUGCCUCGUCAUUCUGCCUCCAAGAUGCCACUUGAAAACAGUCUUGUUGGAACUGCACACACCGUUACGGUCACACUUGCGUGUAAUUCCAAGAUGAGCUCAGUUCCACAACUGUAUCGAAAGACUUUCGUAUUUAGACUUUGAUUUUUUUUACUAUCUCAACUUUUGAAUGCUGCUAAUGUUUAAUGAUAGUAGCUUUUAAAUUAUUUGUAGUCUAAACGUAGUUCUGAAAUCAACAGACGUUUAACAAUAUUUUCAUCCUAAACCAAUGAACAUAAAGAUGAUUUGUAUUAUUCUUUGGGCUCUACACUCAGAGACCAUGAGCGUACAACGUCUGGGCGACUCUUCAAUAUCGACAGACACUUUUAAUAGCUUUUUUUUUUCACACAAACCACCAGACAGAAGAGCGUCCAUUACACAUUGCUAGCACUUCACUAACUUCACUAAAUAGUGAUUUAUGAAGAGCUAGUGAGUCAGGAGCAGCGACCUAAAUGGAGGGGUUUCUCUGUUCAAUGAUAAGAGAACAACUAACUCCUUAGGCAUUGAAACCUCCGUAGAAAGGAUCGCCAAACAAGGCGUCGAUCCAAAUAUCUACAAACGCAUACACACAAUGUGAUUUGUGCUUGCUUCGAUAACAUUGUAGACUGCAUGUAGAACUGUUUCGUUUCAAGACAAUGUUCUCACUGAAGACAAAACGAAAGCGAUAAAGGCGAACUUUAUCAAAAGACAACCAAGAAACUUUGAAGUUUCGGACAAUUAAUUUCAAUCAGAGCUCUUGUUGGGACUUCUGACAGCUGGACAGGACUAUAGGCCUACUGUCCAAAAUGUUUUUGUGAUGGGAUUUUCAAAUUUAAAGAAAAUACAAAAAGGAUCCAACUUAUCUACCACAUGAAUAUUUUUUUCAAACUUUUGAAUUCAUGGCUUUGUUUCGCUUCAGUGACUUUGUGGAUUUAGCAGUCGAAACGUAGCCAUCUUUUUUUUUUGUAAACCUUUCGUUGACUAUUUGGAAACUAGCGUACGUAAAUACUAUGCCUUGAAUAUGAAUAAACAUAUUUGAAAUGAAUGGCGAACUGUGAAGUAUAAAAUAGAAAGGCAUUUUUUUUUUAAUUUAAUUUUUUAAUGACUGUUAUAUAGAAAUGUGAAUUGACCACAUGUCAGCAGUUAACAUCUGGAAUCUGGACUAUUAGAAAUUAGUUAUAGACUUUUAAAACUAUAUGUACAACAUAUCUGGAGUGACUAAACACUAUGAAUGGAAAAUGAAUAAGCAUACCGCGGGUUCGUUCAGUUCAUCUCAUUCCAUACACUGUGUGGUUGGGUUUUAAUUGCAGGUGUUUGAAAAGCAAAACAAAUAGUUCGAUGCCUAGUUUUGAACGACAAAGCAGCAACGAGCAAUCUAGCCGAGGCCAAGAAGGCCUGAACACUGACCUACAACGUCACCACCUGUGGGCAGUUUAGACCAAUAGCUCGUUGCCACGUCACAGGUCUCUACGACGUGGCAACGAGCUAUUGGUCUAAAAUGCCUACAUGUGGUGACGUAGCAGGUCAGUGUUGAGGCCUUCUAUAUCGAAAUGGUCUCGACAUAAAACCCUCUCUCUUGUGAACUUGUUUCUGAUUAGCUUUACGUCAUUCAAUGUGGGCCCGUGGACUUGGAUAUGAUGUAUGUUGUGGCUGUUGAUUUUGUAUAAGGCUUGGAUUGAAUGAAUGUUGUUUUUUUUAAAGUCAAUGUAUAUUUAUCCCCUUUUUUCCACCGUACUAGGUAAUUGUGGAAUGGAAGAUAUAACAGGUGUAUAUAUAUACAUACUAAUCUGUUUGAGUGUGAACGAAGCAUGAAUUUAGGUGUUACAUGUGGCUUGUGCUCGCGUAUGUGUUAAGAUUUAUGUACUAAUUAGUAAACUCAGACAACAGUAGGCAAGAAAACAAAGAAUAGUGUAUGUGUGAUUCCUACAGAAUCUUUUUCCCUUUAAACAUUUAUUUUUGUACAUAUCUUUGAUCAGAUUGAAGCAUGAAAAAUGUGUGAACAAUUGGCACCUUCCCCCCCCCUUCCCCUCGUCGUUGAGCUUAGGACUUCUCGUUGUGGGGCUUAAGCUCAUUCAGCGUUGACUAAAGACCCAUGUGACCCAUCUUGCAAAACCCACGUGAACCAUCUUAUAUGACCCAUGUGACCAAUAAAAUAAUACCCAUGUGACCCAUCUCAUCAGACCCGAGAAUUUCUCAUCAGACCCAAAGACCUCUCAUUAGAUCCGGGGACCUCUCAUUAGCUCCGGGGACCUCUCAUCAGACCCAAGGACCUUUCAUCUUAGCCUAUGGUUACUUUGGCGUUAACUAGUUUUUAAAAAGUCGAAAUUCCGUAAUGGAAUCUCAUAAAUUCUACCUUUGAAUGAAAGUUUCUUUCUUGCUAUGUUGACGAUGCAGUAGAAUUGAAUGUCCUUACAAAAAGAUGUUUUCAUUAGUUGAGAAGAACUAGAACGGUAGUUUGAUAUCACCAUAUUACAUAAGUUUCAGAUUUAUAUUGCUGACAGUUUUAGAAAGUGGUGCGUAACUUAUUUUUAGAAAGUGGUGCGCAAUUUAUUUUUUAGAAAGUGGUGCGCAUUUAUUUUUAGAAAGUGGUGCGCAACUUCCCCCAAGUCUUUAUGACAUGCUGACUCUGUUAUGAUUUUCAAUGCGAUCAUAUUGUGUAUUAAUCAGUAGAUCUGCUUUGUGUCCUAUUUCAUCUAUGUACAUUCUAAAUAAAUAGAACAUUCGUUUUGAAUUUGAAUGCUCAA
Biomphalaria glabrata is the source of this 5782-nucleotide messenger RNA. RefSeq lists its product as uncharacterized. The transcript has 6 exons. The coding region runs from base 1667 to 2446 and encodes 259 amino acids. Gene Ontology annotation, biological process: negative regulation of Wnt signaling pathway; negative regulation of BMP signaling pathway. The record is from RefSeq and is a predicted model, not a curated record. Gene Ontology annotation, molecular function: BMP binding. Lineage: Eukaryota; Metazoa; Mollusca; Gastropoda; Planorbidae.